This is a messenger RNA of Myxocyprinus asiaticus (Chinese sucker), 2503 nucleotides long. RefSeq names its product CDK2-associated and cullin domain-containing protein 1-like. Bases 133 to 1032 code for a protein of 299 amino acids. Lineage: Eukaryota; Metazoa; Chordata; Actinopteri; Cypriniformes; Catostomidae. The transcript has 8 exons. Gene Ontology annotation, biological process: ubiquitin-dependent protein catabolic process. The record is from RefSeq and is a predicted model, not a curated record. Gene Ontology annotation, molecular function: ubiquitin protein ligase binding.
UCCGCUAUUUUACGGAAGUCCGGGUGGCCUCUCACUUCGGAGUUACACCAAAAGCGAAGUAAACAUGCGUCGAUACUCGAUCAACUGACGCGGAUUUGAGCUGUCAUGGACUGUUGAAGUUCACUCAGUGAGAUGGAGGAGAUGGAGGAGGAUGUUUUAGAUCUCUGUGAUGAUCACAAUCAUAAUUCUCGCGCUGAGGGUGUGAGUUUGUUCGCACCUGCGCAGGUGUGUGUGGAUUCAUCAGACUCCUGCAGUGACACCUGUGAAUCUGACAGCUCAUCUGCAGCCGCUUCUAACGGCGCCGCACUGCUGCUCAACUCUGCUUCAAAGUUCUUCGUGAAUGCAAUGACAGCAGAAGACUACAGGACGAUAUAUUGGCCAAAACUAGAGCGAGCCAUUGAACAUCUGCUGACUCAAAGUCCGAUGGACCACAUCUCCAUCUCAUAUGAACAGAUCUACAGUCACGUUUAUAAGUGUGUGUGCCAACAACACUCAGAACUGCUCUACAAUGACUUGAUAUGGAAGAUCACAUCUCAUCUAGAACACGUCUCUUCAGAGCUGCAGGCCAGUCCACCGGAAAGUUUAAUUGAGAACUUCAACGUUGCUCUGACGCAGUACACAGCUGCACUGCACUGCAUCGUUCCAGUGUUCAUCUAUAUGAAUAAGUUCUACAUUGAGACAAAGCUGAACAGAGACCUGCGAGAUGAUCUCAUGAAGCUCUUCUCCGAGCAUGUAGCAGAGAAACACGUCAGCACGUUACUGCCUCUUCUUAAAAAAGCUCAUUCCAUGCCAUUUCAAGUCAAACCGUCGACUAUGGCGAGUGUUGUGAAAGGCCUUAGCACCCUCCGACCAGACUGGGUGGCUCUCGAUCCAGCUCUGUUUUCUAGAUUCAUUCCUCAAAUCGACCCUCCUGCUCUUGAAUCUCAACUCCCGCAUUAUGCUGCUCAAGACAAGAAACUACAAAUGGAGCUCUCGCAGAAAGGCUUCUCCAGAGGAGACCAGUCGCGGAAGCGAGCGAGUGAAGAAUCGUGACAGUGAAGUGGAUUUUUACACUACUUCAGUUAUGCUGAAAAACAGAAAAGACUUUCUGUGGUCUUGAAGUUUCCCGACAAGCUGCUGCAAUUUAAAGGGAUAAUUCAACCCGAAAAUGAAAAUUAUGUCAUCGUUUACUCACCUUCAUGUUGUUCUAAAUCCUGUGUGACUUUCUUCUAUGGAGCACAAAAGAUGAUGUUAGGUAGAAUGUCCAAGCUGUUCUUUUCCAUACAAUGAAAAUGAAUGGGGACUAGGGCUCCAUGAAGAAAGAAAAAGCACCAUAAAAUCACCACUAAUGUAGUCCAUAUGAUUCAUGCACAAGUUUCCAAGUCUUCUGAAGCCAUAUGAAGCUUUGACGUUAUUGAUGCGUAAUCCAUCUUGUGCUAAUUAGAUUUGAGAACGUUUAACGACAUAAUACGUACAAGACUUAAAUUCUGUAAAGAGCAGCAUGAAUAUCUCCUUUUAUGUUCAACAGAAGAAAGGAAGGGAUGUAAAAAAAGAAUCGUGUUUUUAUUUCUGGGUGAACUGUUCCUUUAAGCCUAUGUAAACUAUGUAAAAUACACGUCUGAAACAGCAUUGAUGAUAAACUUCGUCUGAUACAGAGACGCUUUGAAGUUGGGAAUUCUCUGUUACUUUGAGAAUUUGCAAAAGCAUUAGAUCAUCACUAUUGCCUUUCUCAUUUCUCAGUUUGUGGCCAAUAAGUGUUUGAAUGGCACACCCAGAUAUACAGGAAAUAGACCUGUCUUUCUGCUUUCUCUGGAUUUACUUUGCACAGAUAUCAUUGUGUCUCAAGGCUGAUGUUUCAAAUAGAUGGGCCGUUAUUCCGCAAUAUCAGAGUUCAGAAUUAAUGCUGUAAUAUCUUGGUGAUGCUCUGUUAAGGUUAUAAUAACGCUGGAUUUCGUAUCGAAUAAUGGACAAUGGACAUAUUCAAAGUUCCAGAUUUUCCCUGCUUAUUUAGAGUUCACUACUAAAGAAAAGAGGUACAUUUUACUGCAACUUAAGAUAACACAGUUUUAACCACUUUUGUUCAGCACAUUCUACUUCUGCACCUAAUAAUGAUGUGCCUUUGGCACCUAAUAAUGAUGUGCCUUUGGCUAUUUGGCUUUCUUCCUUGCAGAGUUUAAGUGAAUAAGUUAGUACAUUAAUCUUGUAAUAUGACCACUGCAACUGUGUAUCUGUUUUUUCUUUUCUUUGCACAUCCUAAGAUGAAAGAUGAAAAAGUCCUAAUUGAAUCUGGAAUGAGGAUUGUGAGAAUUGUGAAAACCGCAUCGAUAAAAGUAAGCUAGGCUGCUAAUAAUUUAUCUGGAAUUAAAGCAUGACACUGAAAUAAUUAGGGGUAAUACUUUAUAAGUAAUGAGCGUAAUGUUAUAAAGUCAUAUUUGAAUGUACGUUAUGUACAAAUCUGUUAAGCAUUAUAUGAUGCUUGUUAAUGACUUUUAAAAGUGUUACCCAUAAAAGGAAGCACAAAGAA